AUGAGUCGUCAAUUUCCAUACUCGAGUGCGCCGCUCCGUUCCGUCAAGGAAGUGCAGUUUGGUUUAUUAUCACCAGAAGAAGUAAGGGCCAUAUCAGUGGCAAAAAUAGAGUAUCCUGAAACGAUGGACCAAACCACAAAGAGACCAAGAGAGGGAGGAUUGAAUGAUCCACGUCUAGGAUCUAUCGAUAGAAAUUUCAGAUGUCAAACAUGUGGUGAAGAUAUGGCAGAGUGUCCUGGUCAUUUUGGUCACAUUGAAUUGGCUAAACCAGUGUUCCAUAUUGGGUUUAUUGCUAAGAUUAAGAAGGCCUGUGAAUCUGUGUGUAUGCAUUGUGGGAAAUUAUUGUUAGACGAAACCAAUCCAGCUAUGGCCCAGGCUAUAAAAAUCAGAGAUCCUAAAAAGAGAUUCAAUGCAGUGUGGUCCUUGUGUAAAACAAAAAUGGUGUGUGAAACCGACAAUAACGAGGAUGAAAUGACCGACCAACCUUCUCGUGGCGGAUGUGGACACCCACAACCAACUAUUCGUAGAGAUGGGUUGAAAUUAUGGGGGACAUGGAAGCAAAACAAGAAUUACGACGACAACGACCAACCAGAACGUCGUUUGUUGACCCCACUGGAAAUCUUGAAUGUUUUCAAACACAUUAGCCCUGAAGAUUGUUACAAGAUGGGAUUCAAUGAAGAUUAUGCUAGACCUGAAUGGAUGUUAAUCACAGUUUUACCUGUGCCACCUCCACCUGUGAGACCAUCCAUUGCAUUCAAUGAGACUGCAAGAGGGGAAGAUGACUUGACAUUCAAGUUGGCAGAUAUCAUCAAAGCUAAUAUAAAUGUCCAAAGGUUGGAAACCGAUGGUUCACCACAGCAUGUGAUAAGUGAGUUUGAAGCCUUGUUGCAAUUCCAUGUGGCUACAUAUAUGGAUAACGAUAUUGCAGGACAACCACAGGCUCUUCAAAAAACCGGUCGUCCAAUAAAAUCUAUUAGAGCAAGAUUGAAAGGUAAAGAAGGUCGUUUAAGAGGUAACUUGAUGGGGAAACGUGUUGACUUUUCAGCUCGUACUGUCAUUUCAGGUGAUCCUAAUUUGGAUUUAGACCAAGUGGGUGUGCCUAUUUCCAUUGCAAAGACAUUGACUUAUCCUGAAAUUGUUACACCUUAUAAUAUCCACAAAUUGACUGAGUUGGUUAGAAAUGGGCCGAAUGAGCACCCUGGUGCCAAGUAUGUGAUAAGAGAUACAGGUGAUCGUAUUGACUUGAGAUACAAUAAGAGGGCAGGGGAUAUAGCCUUGCAGUAUGGAUGGAAGGUCGAACGUCAUUUGAUGGAUGAUGAUCCAGUGUUAUUCAAUCGUCAACCUUCGUUGCACAAGAUGUCGAUGAUGGCACAUAGAGUCAGAGUCAUGCCUUACUCCACGUUCAGAUUGAAUUUAUCGGUGACAUCACCAUAUAAUGCAGAUUUCGAUGGGGACGAAAUGAACUUGCAUGUCCCACAAUCACCAGAAACGAGAUCAGAGUUGUCGCAAAUUUGUGCGGUACCUUUACAAAUUGUCUCUCCACAGUCGAAUAAACCAGUGAUGGGUAUUGUCCAAGACACAUUGUGUGGUAUUCGUAAGAUGACGUUACGUGAUAUUUUCAUUGAAUAUGAUCAGGUUAUGAACAUGUGCUACUGGAUUCCAAAUUGGGACGGUGUGAUCCCGCCACCAGCUGUUGUAAAGCCAAAACAAUUGUGGACCGGGAAGCAAUUGUUGUCGUUGGCAAUUCCAAAGGGUAUCCACUUGCAAAGAUUUGAUGGUGGUAGAGACUUGUUGAGUCCUAAAGAUACCGGUAUGUUGAUUGUUGAUGGUGAAAUUAUGUUUGGUGUUGUUGACAAGAAAACUGUUGGGGCCACCGGAGGAGGCUUGAUUCACACGGUUAUGAGAGAAAAGGGACCUAAAGUGUGUGCUGAAUUGUUCAGUUCUAUUCAAAAAGUGGUCAACUACUGGUUAUUGCACAAUGGGUUUUCCAUUGGUAUUGGUGAUACUAUUGCAGAUGCGCAAACCAUGAGAGACGUUAAUAAGACUAUUCAAGAAGCCAAGCAAAAAGUGCAAGAGAUCAUUAUUGAUGCCCAACAUAACAAACUUGAGCCAGAGCCAGGUAUGACAUUGCGUGAGUCCUUUGAACAUAACGUAUCACGUGUUUUGAAUCAGGCCCGUGACACUGCUGGUAGAUCAGCGGAAAUGAGUUUGAAAGAUUUGAACAAUGUGAAACAAAUGGUUACUUCGGGGUCUAAAGGUUCGUUUAUUAAUAUUUCUCAAAUGUCUGCGUGUGUUGGUCAACAAAUUGUCGAAGGUAAAAGAAUUCCAUUCGGGUUUGGUGAUCGUUCUUUGCCACAUUUUACAAAAGAUGAUUAUUCACCUGAAUCUAAAGGUUUUGUUGAAAAUUCUUAUUUAAGAGGGUUAACUCCACAAGAAUUCUUUUUCCACGCCAUGGCUGGUAGAGAAGGUCUUAUUGAUACUGCUGUGAAAACAGCAGAAACAGGUUAUAUUCAACGUCGUUUAGUCAAGGCAUUGGAAGACAUUAUGGUUCACUACGAUGGUACCACCAGAAACUCGUUGGGAGACAUUAUACAAUUCAUCUAUGGUGAAGAUGGUAUAGAUGGUACCCAAGUUGAAAAGCAAUCAGUCGAUACAAUCCCAGGAUCAGACGAAAGUUUUGAACGCCGUUACAAAAUCGAUGUUUUGGAUACUGAAAAUGUCAUUUCUGAAUCAUUGCUUGAAUCUGGAAAAGAGAUUAGAGGUGACGUGCAGUUACAAAAGAUAUUGGAUGAGGAGUACAAUCAAUUGUUGAAAGAUCGUAAGUACUUGAGAGAAGUUUGUUUCCCCAAUGGUGAUUUCAGCUGGCCAUUACCAGUGAAUUUACGUCGUAUCAUCCAAAAUGCUCAACAGAUUUUCCACAACGGUCGGUACAGGGCAUCUGAUUUACGUUUGGAAGAAAUUGUUCUUGGGGUGAAAGAAUUGUGUAUGAAAUUAUUGGUUGUUCGUGGUGACACUCCGUUAGUCAAGGAAGCACAAGAGAAUGCAACGUUGUUGUUCCAGUGUUUGUUGAGAUCCAGAUUGGCUGCCAGACGUGUUAUUGAAGAGUUCAAGCUCAACCGUGCAUCUUUUGAAUGGGUAAUGGGCGAAAUUGAAACGCAAUUCCAAAAAUCUAUUGUUCAUCCUGGUGAAAUGGUGGGUGUUGUGGCAGCUCAAUCUAUUGGUGAGCCUGCCACCCAAAUGACCUUGAAUACUUUCCAUUAUGCUGGUGUCUCAUCAAAGAAUGUUACAUUGGGUGUUCCACGUCUUAAGGAAAUUCUUAAUGUUGCCAAGAACAUUAAAACACCAGCAAUGACAGUGUUCUUGGACCCAGAAGUUGCUUCUGAUAUUGAAAAGGCAAAGAUUGUACAAUCUGCCAUCGAGCAUACUACAUUGAAGAAUGUCACUUCAUCAACAGAAAUUUAUUACGACCCUGAUCCUAGAACAACGGUUAUUGAGGAUGAUUAUGAUACUGUGGAAGCAUAUUUUGCUAUUCCAGACCAAAAGGUUGAAGAAUCUAUUGACAAGCAGUCACCGUGGUUGUUGCGUUUGGAGUUGGACCGUGCGAAAAUGUUGGAUAAACAAUUGACCAUGGCACAAGUUGCGGAAAAGAUUUCGCAGAAUUUUGGGGAAGAUUUGUUUGUUAUUUGGUCUGAUGAUACUGCUGAUAAAUUGAUUAUUCGUUGUAGAGUUGUCAGAGAUCCUAAAUCAUUGGAUGAAGAUGCCGAUGCAGAAGAAGAUCAAAUUUUGAAGCGUAUCGAAGCCCACAUGUUAGAGUCUAUUUCUUUGCGUGGUAUUCCAGGUAUUACUAGGGUAUUUAUGAUGCAACAUAAGGUCAGUCACCCAGACGAAACUGGUGAAUUCAAGCAGGGCAAGGAAUGGGUUUUAGAAACCGAUGGUGUUAAUUUGGCAGAUGUUAUGGCCGUGCCUGGUGUGGAUUCGACACGUACUUACUCUAAUGAUUUUAUUGAGGUGUUGUCUGUUUUGGGUAUUGAAGCUACGAGAUCGUCUUUGUACAAAGAAAUUUUGAAUGUCAUUGCGUUCGAUGGUUCAUACGUCAACUACCGUCAUAUGGCAUUGUUGGUCGAUGUUAUGACUUCCCGUGGUCAUUUGAUGGCAAUUACUCGUCAUGGUAUUAACAGAUCCGAUACAGGUGCGUUGAUGCGUUGUUCGUUCGAAGAGACCGUUGAGAUUUUGUUGGAUGCAGCAGCUGCUGCCGAAUUGGAUGAUUGUAAGGGUAUAUCAGAGAAUGUGAUGUUGGGACAAAUGGCACCUUUGGGUACUGGUUCCUUUGACUUGAUGGUUGAUGACAGAAUGUUGCAAAAGGCACCAUCGAGUAUGGCUAUGGAUGAUAUUGCUGAUGGUGGUGGUGCUACUCCAUAUAAGGACUACGAGAAUGCUAGAGAUGAGAACAUUGACAUUGACGCAGGUGCUGGAUUCUCACCAAUUCACAUUGCCCAAAUGAAUGAAGGAAAUAUUGGAGGGUUGACGUCAUAUGGUGGCCAGCCUACCUCGCCUGCUGCCACGUCGCCAUUUAGUUAUGGAUAUAACUCGAUUACAUCUCCAGGGUACACUUCACCAGGAUAUGGUUAUUCACCAACGAGUCCAAGUUACUCACCAACGAGUCCAAGCUACGCUCCAACAAGUCCUGCAUACUCACCAACGAGUCCAAGCUACGCUCCAACGAGUCCUGCAUACUCACCAACGAGUCCAAGCUACGCUCCAACAAGUCCUGCAUACUCACCAACAAGUCCUGCAUACUCACCAACGAGUCCGUCCUAUUCACCUACUUCACCACAAUACUCACCUACUUCACCAAGUUAUUCCCCAACAUCUCCAUCCUACUCUCCAACGAGUCCAAGCUAUUCUCCAACGAGUCCUGCAUACUCCCCAACCAGUCCAUCUUACUCGCCAACGAGUCCGUCCUAUUCACCUACUUCACCACAAUACUCACCUACUUCACCAAGUUACUCUCCAACUUCACCACAGUACUCACCAACUAGUCCUUCAUACUCACCAACAUCGCCACAGUAUUCGCCAACGUCUCCGCAAUACUCGCCAACGUCUCCGCAAUACUCACCAACAUCGCCACAGUAUUCACCAGGCUCUCCGGGAUAUGAGCCAGAGCCUCCUAAGAAGGAUGAAAAUUAG
Candida albicans SC5314 is the source of this 5187-nucleotide messenger RNA. RefSeq names its product DNA-directed RNA polymerase II subunit RPB1 (gene RPO21). Bases 1 to 5187 code for a protein of 1728 amino acids. Gene Ontology annotation, biological process: transcription by RNA polymerase II. The record is from RefSeq and is a predicted model, not a curated record. Lineage: Eukaryota; Fungi; Ascomycota; Pichiomycetes; Serinales; Debaryomycetaceae. Gene Ontology annotation, cellular component: RNA polymerase II, core complex. Gene Ontology annotation, molecular function: DNA binding. The transcript has a single exon.